AUGCGUAAGCAUCCUGGUAGGCACAGCAGCACAAGGGGGUAUCCGAAGGACGUGUUGCGCCAGCAAGUCAAACCCUUCCCUGCUUCCCCCCCUCCCCUCCCCUGCUUUCCCCCAUCCCCUUCCCUGCUUCCCCCCCUCCCCUUCCCUGCUUCUCUCUAUCCCCUUCCCUGCUUCCGCAUGUCCCCUUCCCUGCUUCCCCCCAUCCCCUACACUGCUGCUUCCUCCCCUCCCCUUCCCUGCUUUCCCCAAUCCCCUUCCAUGCUUCCCCAUGUCCCCCUCCCUGCUUCCCCCCCCCCCCCCCUUCCGCGCAUCCCCCCUUCUUCUUACCUGCUUUUCCCCCUAUCCUCUUCUCUGCUUUCCCCCAUCCCCUUCCCUGCUUCCCCCCCUCCCCUUCCCUGCUUCUCCCUAUCCCCUUCCCUGCUUUUCCCCCUAUCCCCUUCUCUGCUUUCCCCCAUCCCCUUCCCUGCUUCCACCCAUCCCCUUCCCUGCUUCCACCCAUCCCCUUCCAUGCUUCCCCCCCUCCCCAUCCCUGCUUUUCCCCAUCCCCGUCCCUGCUUCUCCCUAUCCCCUUCCCUGCUUCCGCAUGUCCCCUUCCCUGCUUUUCCCCCUAUCCCCUUCUCUGCUUUCCCCCAUCCCCUUCCCUGCUUCCACCCAUCCCCCUCCCUGCUUUCCCCCAUCCCCUUCCCUGCUUCCACCCAUCUCCUUCCAUGCUUCCCCAUGUCCCCUUCCAUGCUUCCCCAUGUCCCCCUCCUUGCUUCCCCUCAUCCCUUUCCCUGCUUCCCCCCCUCCCCUUCCUUCCCUCCCCCCAUCCCCUUCCCUGCUUCCCCAUGUCCCCUUCCCUGCUUCCCCCCCCCCCCUUCCGUGCAUCCCCUCUUCUUCUUACCUGCUUCCCCCCAUCCCUCACCCUGCUUCCCCCCGUCCCCUACCCUGCUUCCACCCAUCCCCCUCCCUGCUUUUCCCCAUCCCCUUCCCUGCUUCCCCCCAUCCCCUACCCUGCUUUCCCCCAUCCCCUUCCCUGCUUCCCCCCAUCUCCUGCCCUGCUUCCUCAUCACACCCUUCACUGCUUCCCUCCAUCCCCAUCCCUGCUUCCCUUCCCCACUUCCCCAUGUCCCCUUCCCUGCUCCCCCCCAUGUCCCGUUCCCUGCUUCAGUCGUUGCCAGGAGUUUGUAG
This is a messenger RNA of Closterium sp. Naga37s-1, 1170 nucleotides long. The record is from the annotation of a GenBank genome assembly. Lineage: Eukaryota; Viridiplantae; Streptophyta; Zygnematophyceae; Desmidiales; Closteriaceae.